AUGGAUAUCAAAACUGAGUGGCUGUCCCGCCUGUCCAAUUAUUGGGAGCAAUACAGCCUAAAGGGUCUCCUGAGGAAUCACAGGCAGUGCUCCGGAGGGCAUCGGGUGCCCAACGUGUCGUGUCGGCGAGACUUCCUGGGGGCCGCGGCAGUGGGGAGCAGGGCCGGCGCGGAAGGGGGCGUGGCGUGGAGCGGCGGCGGCGGCGGCGGCGGCAGCAGUGAGGCGACCGCAGUGCCAGCCUUGACCGAGCCGCAGGCGGGUGCGCCGGCUACUCGCUCGUGCUCCGACCACUUCGUCACAGAGGCUCUCGCGGACGUGACACCGGACAGCGCACGGCGGCAGUGGGCAGCGCGUCAGCUGAGCACAGCAGCUGCAGCCGAGAUGGAGGCCGCGGGCGGCGCGAGCGUGGGGGCGGGGCCGGGCGCUGGCGCGCUGGGGGCGGGGCCGUGCCCGGGGCUGGACGUGCUGCUGGCAGCCUACGAGGAGGCGGGCUACCCGCCGCUGCAGGACCCUUCACGGGAGUGCCACCCGUGCAAAGAGCACGAGCUGCAGCGCCACAGCGGAAAUUCUAAAGACAUUUUUGCUGAAAACCGUCAGAAGAAGAGAGGCACGAGUUCUGCCUUCCGCGCUGGGCAUUGA
This is a messenger RNA of Gryllus bimaculatus (two-spotted cricket), 639 nucleotides long. The record is from the annotation of a GenBank genome assembly. NCBI's taxonomy places the organism in Eukaryota, Metazoa, Arthropoda, Insecta, Orthoptera, Gryllidae.